Molecule: messenger RNA, 990 nt
Organism: Baudoinia panamericana UAMH 10762
Lineage: Eukaryota; Fungi; Ascomycota; Dothideomycetes; Mycosphaerellales; Teratosphaeriaceae
Exons: 1
Molecular function (GO): zinc ion binding
Source: RefSeq, a predicted model, not a curated record
AUGGCUGCUUAUGCAUCAGGUUCAGACUGGAGCUUCCCUGAUGAUCUACCAGGCAGCUGGACACAGGACGAUGUAGAUGCUCAGCUACGUGCUGAGAGUGAAUCUCGCAAUGCACCUCCAUCUCAAGCGAAACCUAAUUCAGCCGCGCCUCCACCUCAAGCGAGCAACGAGGGCAGCAAACCUAAGAAGCAGCGGACUCACUACCCAACCCGGACGUGCCGGAUAUGUCUCGAAACGGUACCACCGACCUUCCACACAGAGGAGCAGCAAGGCUCGAUACUCCCAGAAGCAUUGCGACCUUCAUUACGCGUGACCUACGAAUCGCCACCCGGUGACGGCGGCCGAUUGAUCCGCCCAUGCAACUGCAAAGGCUCUCAGAAGUACGUCCACGAAGAGUGCCUCGGCGCCUGGAGACGCCAAGAUCCGCUACAGAAGCGUAACUACUGGCAAUGUCCGACGUGCAGGUAUCGGUAUCAUCUCCAGCGGCUGAGCUGGGGACGCUGGCUUAGCAGCUCCGUGGCGCAGAUUGCCCUGACCCUGACCAUCUUCAUGACCACUAUGUUCUUGCUUGGCUUCGUUGCGGAUCCGAUCAUCAACUUGUACCUUGACCCUGUCAGCACGAUUGCCACAGCCGGCGGACCAUCGGGCAGUCUGUUGUACGAGAACGAGCCAGCGACUUGGGUCGAGCACUUCAUCAAAGGUUUAGCAUCACUGGGCUUACUGGGCUUCGCAAAGUUCCUUCUAACACUUAGUCCGUGGCAUUGGUUCAAUAUGCGUGGCACCGGCGUCGUUAUCCAUCGGAGUGGACAGGCACUCGGCGGAACAGGUAGAGACCGCUUACAAGGUCUUAGCUGGUUUGCGAUCGCUCUUGGAGUUGCCACUUUUCUGUACACUGUCUGGAAAGGCGUGAGAGCGUGGUCAAGAAGGAUGCUGGAAAAGGCCGGCGAGCGCGUUAUGGACGUUCCAGGUACUGACGAUGACGAUGAGGAU